AUGUCGAUGACUCCAUACAACGAGCGAGAUCUCUAUCCAUCCAGCAGCAAUCCCGACGAUGGAAAUGAAUCAGUAGAUUCAUCAGAUACUCAGGAUAAUGCUACACCUACGACUGAUGACAGUGCUGGCAGUAAUUUCGCAAAAGAUUCGUCCCGGAUUGAACCGCAUACUCUGAUACAUCUGUUCCAAUGCCCGCUUUGCUCGCUACCACUGCGAAUCCCCUUUCGUCUUCCCUGUGGAAAGACGAUCUGCCGUUCUUGUCUGCCGCCGUUGAAGCGAAGGGAAGGGAUUUCGUAUUUGCAGGGAAGUAUUAAUGGUAGUAGUGAAGGCCGAAGGGAGGAAGGGUUCGUGUGUCCUUGGAAGGAUAAAGGAUGUGGGAAUGAGCAGAUCCCGGCUGAACAUGCGCUGGAUGAUUGUGGGGUUGAUGUUGUCUUGGGAAGAAUUCUGGAUGUUUUUGAGAAGGUGGUGAAAGAUUACGAGGAUGGACAGCGGCAGUGGGCUGGUACUGAUGUGUGUGUGCGGUGGAAUACAACGACGCUUGCUGCUGAGGAAGUCGUUGAAAACAAAACAGAGAGUAACGAAGCGAUGAUAUACCCUACGAAACAGGUACAUAAAGCUACCUUACGCGCUGGUCGCUACUUGGGUACAUACCUGCUGGCUCGGGAAGGGGGUCUACCCUACGAUGCGAAAGAUGUCAUCUACGAGGAAAUCACGACCAUCAAUGACCCAGAAAAAGAAUUACUUAACGAUGACUCAAGUACCAAACUCGAUGAAUUCAUAUAUGAACAGCUCAAAACCGCAAUCAGAGACGAACUCGACUGUCAAGUAUGCUACAGCCUGAUGUACGAUCCUUGCAUAUCUCCCUGCGGCCAUAGUUUCUGUUACGAAUGCGCGAACCGCAUCAGAGAUAACUCCAACCUCUGCCCUCUCUGUCGGAAAAAGAUGUACAUCUCCUUCCGUGAGGGGUCCGAUCCAGUUCACGCUGUUCUACGUUGUUUGCUAGACGCCUUCUACACCGACGAAAUCAAAGCUCGGAAGGAAGCCAUCGAGGAAGAUGGAACAUACGAUGAUGACGAAAUACCUCUAUUUGUCUGUACGCUAGCGUUCCCAUCAACACCAACAUAUCUUCACAUCUUUGAGCCGCGUUAUCGCCUUAUGAUCCGUCGCGCACUAGAUUAUGGAAAUAGUAAGUUUGGUAUGGUCAUUCAUAACCUUUAUCAUGAUCUAGCGGCGCAGGCGCAUCCAGAUCAUCCGCCGGAGCCAUUUAUGCAAUUCGGAACGGCUGUUAGAAUCGAAUGGAGGGACUUUUUGCCUGAUGGUAGGAUAAUGUUGACUGCUGUGGGGACACAUAAAUUUAAAGUACUUCGUUAUGGAAUGCUAGAUGGAUAUUAUCGCGCUCACACGCAGCGCGUCGAUGACAUCAGUCUCGCAGAGGAGGAAAUCCUAGAAGCACGUGAAUUAGCAGCAGCGGCGAGCCGAAAUAAUCAAACGGCAGAUAGCUCGCCACUCAACGCACUAUCGACUCCACAGCUGAUGCAGAUCUGUAUGGACUUUCUCGAAAAGCAACGCACAAACUCUGCGCCGGCGGUGCGUGAAAGAGUCAAUAGGGUGUUUGGUCAACCGCCUACAGACCCAGCCAUCUUCCCGUAUUGGUUUGCGAAUGUUCUACCCAUACCGGACGAAGAGGCAUACAAAAUCAUACCCUUGACUAGUGUGCGCGAACGACUCAAAGUUGCAGCGACAUGGCCGGAUAUGCUUGAAGAUAGUGGAUGGUACGUUUCCUUCUCAUCUAACAAAGACGUUAAGCUCAUCAAUCACCAGGUCAAUAUCAACCUCCUCCUGCACCAUACUGUGACUCCUCAUCCCCUUUCUCUUGAUCAGCCUUUUUAG
Messenger RNA from Talaromyces amestolkiae, 1890 nucleotides. RefSeq lists its product as uncharacterized. The record is from RefSeq and is a predicted model, not a curated record. The transcript has a single exon. Lineage: Eukaryota; Fungi; Ascomycota; Eurotiomycetes; Eurotiales; Trichocomaceae. The coding region runs from base 1 to 1890 and encodes 629 amino acids.